UCGCCUGCACAGAGGGACGCUUGUGCUCCGCUUGGCCCUGGCCUGGGCAGGAGUGACGCCACGGGGCUGGCCCAUGCUUUGCCAGGUCUGGUGUGUUCUCCAAACCCUUCAUUAGAGUUGGCGAGGAGCGUGUCUGCUGGAGAGAAAGCCUUCCCUUUGAAGAAGACUAACUUCAGUUGAUCAAGGAUGUCUUUGACGGACAAAAGACUUGAAAAUUUGCAGAUCUACAAAGUUCUCCAAUGUGUUCGCCAAAAGGACAAGAGGCAGAUAGAGAAGCUGACCAAACUUGGAUUCCCAGAACUCAUUAAUUUCACAGAGCCUGUCGAUGGAGAUAGUGCCCUUCAUUUGGCAUGCAUCGCAAACGACAUAGACAUGUGCAACUUCCUGCUGGAGCAAGGAGCUCAUCCAGAUGUUCAAGACCGAAUGGGACGCACUCCUGCAAUGAAAGCAGCCGAGCUAGGCCACGACUUAGCCUUGGAUAAACUAGCGAAGGCCGAGGCAGACAUGACCAUAGUUGAUAAUGAAGGAAAAGGUGUUUUGUUUUACUGUAUUUUACCUACGAAACGGCACUGCCGCUGCGUUCAGAUCGCUUUAGAAUGUGGCGCAGAUGUUAACAACUGUACUAUCAAUGGGAAGCCAGUAUUCCUACAAGCCUGUGAACAAGCACACGAGAUUAAAGAAAUAUGUCUGAAAUUUUUGGAAAGAGGAGCAAACCCCAAUGCGAUAAACCUAGCUACUGGUCGCACGGCCUUAAUGGAAGCGGCAAGAGAAGGCGUAAUAGAGAUGGUGCGUGGCAUACUUGAAAGAGGAGGAGAUGUUAACAUAUUUGACAACGAAAGACAUAAUGCUGCACAUUUUGCCGCCAAAGGAGGCUUUUUUGAGAUCCUAAGAAUUAUUUCAGCUUAUAAUGGAGAUGUGGGGCUCAUUGCUAUGAAUGGAAACACGCCACUUCAUUACGCUGCUGCUGGGGGCUUUGCGGAUUGCUGCAAAUUUAUAGGGCAAAGAGGCUGUGAUCCCAAAUGGAAGAACCUACUAACAAAAACCCCAAGAAUGACUGCCAAAGAAGGUGGUUUUAAAGCAGCAUCAAAGGAACUGCGCAAAAUUGAACGACUCCAUGCUAAAAUCACCAAACCUGGAGCGAAGGAAGCCAAUCCACGUGUUGCGAUGAGGUUGCACGAUUGGUCCUUAGAACAUCAGACAGCCCUUCGUGAGGCAUUUGAGGUGGUGGACAGAGGUGACGGAACAAUAAGCAAAGAUGAUUUUGCAUCAGUUAUUCAGGAGAAGUGUGAUUUUGUAGAUGCUGAACUAAUACAAACCAUUGCCCAGGCACAUGAUAAGUCUCGUGCUGGGGGAAUUAACAUUGAAGAGUUCUUUAAAGGUUCCAAAUACUUGCAAAAAGCCUAUCUCAUUUCGUCUUUUGGACCCAAAAAGAAGAAAGGGAAGAAAGGAAAAGGCAAGAAAGGCAAGUUCUCCAUCCCCAUGCCCAUCUGUGUCAUUCCAGAGAGCUUGUGCCCACGCCGAACAGAUGGCGGGCUCCCUAUGUACAUGAUUGAGACCUAUCAGAAUGUGACCGAUGGUAACCGCUUUCAUCGGGAUCACCCCCCUGAACAUCCUUUGCAGGAUGAUUCUGCGUGGUACAUUGAUGAGCCAGAGAAGACUUACAACAAGAUUAACUAUCUUACUAAAGAAGGAGACAUUGUGUCACUGAAAAAAGCAUUUGAAGAGGGGGUACCAGUGGACAUUAGAGAUGUAUAUUAUAAAACUCCUCUGAUGGCUGCAUGUGGAAGUGGAAACAUGGAUGCUGUGAAAUAUCUUCUAGAGAAGGGGGCUGAUGUAAAUGCAACUGACAAUUUCAUGUGGACUCCUCUGCACCAUGCCUGCCAUGCAGGUCAACAGGACAUUACUGAACUGCUUGUGAAGUAUGGAGCAGCGAUAGAUGCAGUUACAAUCAACAGUGCCACCCCAUUGAUGAGAGCUAUUGAGAGCUGUAGAUUGGACUCAGUGCAAUAUUUAAUUGAUUCUGGAGCGAAAGUCCAGAUGGAAAACAGAAAAGGCCAAAAUGCUUUGGACAUUGCGAAGGCGUACGCUGACUUUAGACUAAUUGACCUGCUUCAACAAAAACUGGACCGUUUGCCAAAACCACCAGAAACCAAAGCAGAUAAAGGGAAGAAACCUGGCAAGCCUAAAUCAGCUGCUAAGCCCGCGCGGGGGGAGGCUGACGCUGCAAAGGAGGAGCCACCUCCACCAAUCGCAGAAAAAUCUAUUUUUGAAGAAAAGAAAGAAUCCUUUAAGGGCAAUGUUAUUCAUCUGAAUUCUUUAAUAACCAGUGGCACUACUAAGAAAGUUAAUAUUACAUUCAUACCCAGAAAAACUUGGACCCCGGAAGCGACAACAGCUAGUCUAAUAAGAAAGCGGGAAUUGCAUCGUGAGCGCUUUACUUACGAGGUGGACUUUGAAGACUUCAUGAUGCCCUUUAAGAAGAAUUUCAUGGGAAAAGCCCGGGCGUUAGAAAUGGCGUCUUAAAUUAAUGCGUGCCUUUCUUUGCAUCAAAGUUCAGAAAGGGCUUAAAAGUAGAGGCUCUUUUUUGAAGGCAGAAUCAUGUUACCCUUAUUUAAUGCCCCUCAAUUAUGAUAAAAUUGUAGCAAAACUUUUUUUUUCCUUUGUACAAUUAUGUAGUUUCCCUGUAGUUAAGGGCUUAAUCUUCUAAGAGGCUGAGCUACACCAAGAUUCUAGAAUCCUGAAAGGAUCAGGCUCUGAUUUACCAGUGUAUACAGACUCUAGUUCCAUAAAACAAUGCAUCCUUUAAAAUUUAUAAACAUAGGCACUAUUGGCUACAGCUUUAUGCUGCCAUAUUCUUGAACACAGGGCAAGACUCAUCCAAGGGCAAGUAGCUUUUUAUUUAUCUUUCUCUUAUUAGGAUAUUUUUAAAAAAAGAACAGGGUAAAUUGCAAGCAGGAUAAGUCCUCUAUUGGGAUGUCCUUAGCCAGUGCUACGGGACAGUCAAGAGCAAAGCAUCAUCCUCCAGAGAGAUAUAUGGCAUCAUUCCUAUUAGUUAAAAUUUGAAAAUAGACGAGUAAUGAGUAGUUCUGGUAUUAAUUCCUGAACUGAUAUUUUCGUAUCCCAUUACACACACUUGCAAAAUGGACACAUGCAGGGAUUCGCUCAGUAUUGCAUUACUCGAGUUCUGAGCCAGUGCACCACACUUGUGACUCAGGCCAUGGUGUAUUUUCAACAAACUUGCCAGAAGCUGGGACUGGAUGAUGGAGGAUGGAUCCCUUGAAAUUGCCCUUUUCUGUUUAUUCCCUCUGGAACAUCUGGCACUGGCCACUUUUGGAAGACAGGAUACCGGGCUAGAUGGACCAUUGGUCUGACCCACUAUGGCUGUUCUUAUGUUGUUUCAAAAAUAAUCAGUACUGGGAGUGUAGUUUUGCUCUCAUGGGGCUUGAUACAAGGCCUUUUGAAGUCAGUGGAUGUCCUAUACUCAAGGAAUGAAGACCAGUGAAUAUUGUCCCUACCUUAGAAAUAGGCUUUAGGAGUGAUCUUGGGAAUUAUAGACUGGGGGGCCUUGUUUUAGCACCAGAAAAACUGGUUGAAAACAUACUUAAAAAGAGAAUUAUAAGACACCUUGUUUGUUUGAAGAUGAAAACGCCCAGCGUGAUGUUGUGUGUCAUUUAAAUAGUACAUAAUUUUUCCAUAGUGCAUGUGGAACUCCCCGCUACUAUAUAUCUGAGGACAAUAACUUAGUACAAGAUGUAGACAUUUAUAUGGAUUAUGAGAACAGCCAUAGUUACUUCAGAGAUGACCUUUUUAUAUAUAUAUGUAUAUAUAUAUAUAUAUAUAAGGGAUACAAACCCUCAUGCUUCAGAGCCUAAGCUAAUUAGUAGUUGAAUGUGUUAGGAAGAAAGUUUCCUUGUGGCUAGAUUAUUCUAUAAUUUUCCUUUGCAGAGAUGCUGGCAUCUCCAUCAGAAGUAUGUUUCUGAGACACGAUACUGGACUAGAAUAACCAUUGGUCUGACCUAGUGUGACGGUGCUUGUAUUUAUAUUUGUGUCUCCAUGAGCUCUAGAUCCAGUUUUUUCAGUUUACAAGGGUAAAAAUAUUUGGGUUUUUUUCUGUCAGUCCUGCCAACUCUACAUGGAAUCUGAGAGUCAGGCUGGGUUCCUUCCUCCAUGUGCAUCAUCUCCAGUAAUAAAGAUUCUGUAGACCAAAUUCUGCCCUCAAUGACAUCUGUGCAGCCACAUUGCCCUUAAUGGGUGUGCACAGGCACUGCUGAGGAUAGCAUGGACUUCGGUGGGAGCUUUGCCUGAGUAAAGACUGCAGGAUUGAGACCUUAAUAGUGGUGGUACUUUACAUUUCUCUACCCAUGCCUCUUACUGGCCCAGUUACCCAAAUGAGCCCAAUGCUUUUUAUCCUAGUUGCAUGCAGAACGAUAGACGUUCUGUUCACUGAUACGGAGACAGAAACUUGAAGCAAAUGACUUAGACACCUUUUGUUAUUAAAAUAAUUCUUAAUGAGCUAUGUCCUUGACAUUUGAAAAUUUUGGGGCCAGGUUCCCAGCUAGUGUAAAUGCACAUAGUUCCAUUGAUUUUACAUCAACAGAGCCCUUGUGCUUCCUUUCUUUUGAAGAUGAACACACCCAGUGCAAUAUUACGUGCAAUUUAAAAUGACCUUAUUUAACAUGUAAUUAUUUAGAAUGGAAUUGGCAUCUUCGCCCUGAUGAAAAUUCUCAGGGCAAGUUGCUUCGCAUGGAAGAAUGCCCCAAUACUACUGGUAUUGUAGUUUGUAUAUUUCAGAGUAAUGGUGGCCUUUCAAGGGAAAUAGGGUGUCCUGGGUUGACAUAAGUUGUUUGGGGAUUCUCAAUAUAUGGGCAUGGUAUCUUUGAUCGUCAGUUUAUACCCAGAUAGUUCAAAAUAAUAAAAUAAUUGCAUUAAAACUAUUCAGAAAGAACCAUGCAAAGGAGGAUGAGGUGGCAGACAACAAAUGAUCAAAAAUAAAGCUGUAUCUGUACAUACAGAAAAAGUAUCAGGAUCAGUUUGAUAAAUCAUACACGCUAGAAUAAAGCAGACUUCACAGAUAGAAAUGGGGGUGAGGGGAGCGGGGAAAUUCAUAAGUCAAUUAUUUCAGAAAGUAAAUAACAAUGUUCAGGACACGGGCGUAUCAUGGGAAUCAGCUGGGAGAGUUUUCUCAGCAUUAAUGUCAGCUACUCAUUAAUACCGUAAUAAAUAGCCUACCGUUAGGUAAUUACUGCUAUGAUUAACUAAGGGCAAUGUCCUGUUUGGCUUACACAGAUGAGUGGCUCCACUGGAUGGGAGAAGGAUUUUGUCUGGAUGCAGUAGAAGAGUUUAACCUAACCAGUGUACAAUGCUGUUUCUCCCAUUGUUUUGUGUUGUGCAAUGUGAGGCUUGAUUGUGACUGGCCUUUGAAAGGCAUGCAAAAAACUUCUCCAGUGCAUAGUUGCAACCCCUGGGCACUUGUGACUGACCCCUCUGUGCACGCAGGCAAAAAAAGGGGGAAGGGACCGUGUAGGGAUCCACCAUUUUCUUACACAUUGCCCAAAAGUGGGAAGGGAAGGGGGUUAAGAAGGAGGUGAAGACACAGCUCAACCCGGAACAACAUGCUGGGUGCAAUGGGAGGAGCAGUUUGUGUUCAGGUAGCCUGGGAAGUCCGUCUGCACGGCAGGCUGCUCAGGGAGGCUCUGCCCCACCUCUCAACAGGUGCCAGUGUAUUUAUGGCACCAUUUGGCCCAUAGUGUUCUAAGGUGGGGAUAGGAUAAAAAGCACCCUCGAAAACAGAGCUUCUCAACCUGUGGCCCACGUGCUGCUUACAACCCAAUCAGCACAGAGCUGCGGCCCAUGUGACAUCCUCAGAGCAAUACAGGUAGUAUUGGAUGUGGCCCACGUAACACGUUGUGGGCUGCAUAUGUGGCUCACAAUGGUAAAUAGGUUGAGAACCACAGCCCUAAAGUAAAUGUUGAAAGUAAAACUCCUUUGUGUGUGUGGGGGGGGGGUUGUGUAUUUAUAACCUAUAUAAGUAUAAUUUUCAGUACUGAAGGGCAAUUCAGAGGCAACACUAGUUUGUAAAGACCUGGUUUGGUUAAUUUUGGACCUGACCCUACAAAUCCAUGCUCACAUGAGUAAUGGGUACAGUGUGAGCCUGCAGAAUCAAGUCCUUUUGUGGCACAAUUUUCUCCUGUUAUGUUUUUUGUUCCAUCUGUACCAGGGAUUUUUAGCAAAUCAACAAUCUGCACAGCAACCAACAUAUUUUUUUUUAAUGUGGAGACAUCAUUUCCAUUUGAUGCAGCAGCUGCAGUAAGUCACCCCAAGUGCUGCAUUUCUUGGGAUUACUACACUCAGACUUGAAGGCAUUCAGGAUUUUACCUCACACCUCAAAGCACACCUCAGGUGUUUUAUAACCUCACAGACUAACAGACCACAUUGUGCAGAGUCAUGUGGAAUGCAGUCCAUUUCCAUUGGGGGUUAAUGAAACUACUCAUGUGAGUAAAGGUCAGCACAUACAUAAGUGUUUACAGGAUUGGGGCCUUAGAUUGUAAACUCAGGGCAGGGAUUGUGUUUUACUCUGUAGUCUGACUAACGUGCUGGGGCCCUGAUCCCUGACUGAGUGCUACUGCACUAUAUUAAAUGAUUUAUCUGGAGCUAUCCUUGAAGGCCACUCAUAUGCCAAGGUUACAUAUUCUCAGUUUGGCAGAGAAAAGGGAGUAUCAUUUAGAGCUUCGUUCAGCAAAACUAUUUAUGUGAGUAAGGAUUUUGCAUGAUUUCAGUGAAUCUCCUCAUGUGAAUAGAGAUUGCUCAAGUGAGGAGAGCUUUUCAGGGUCAUGUUGCCUUUGACUGUGUCUGACAUGACUUGCUAUAUAUAAAUAUGAAACUAUGAAAUAUGUGGGAAUGUUCUGCCUUAAAAUUACCCACUUGGUAUUUGUACCUGUUAUAUGUUUGAAAAGCUCAAGCUCUUGUUCAGGAAGCCCAGGGAUGUGUGUGGAAAAACUUUUGUUACUUGUAUGUUUAAUAGCAAAUUAGUAUGUAUUAAAUAAAAU
Dermochelys coriacea (leatherback sea turtle) is the source of this 7046-nucleotide messenger RNA. It is a transcript of the gene ANKEF1, whose product is annotated as ankyrin repeat and EF-hand domain containing 1. Gene Ontology annotation, molecular function: protein binding; calcium ion binding. NCBI's taxonomy places the organism in Eukaryota, Metazoa, Chordata, Testudines, Dermochelyidae. The record is from RefSeq and is a predicted model, not a curated record. The transcript has 10 exons. The coding region runs from base 187 to 2523 and encodes 778 amino acids.